AUGAGUAGCAGUGAUAAUGGACACUAUAGAGAACGAAGAUACUCAAGUAGUGAAUAUAGACAAAUUCCAAGACUUCGUAGACAAUUAAAGCGUCAUCGCAAUGAUCUACGUCUUCAUAAAGAAGUAUUAUCUUUACUUAGUAGACCACCACCACCACCAGUUUCAGAAAUAUUUAAUAGUCCAGUUACUGAUUCGCCUUUCAGAAAUUUUAUGGAAAUUACUCAAGAUUUUGAAAACAAAUUUAAUGAAUUAAGUUUGGAGUUUCAAAGAAUCCAACUUAUUAGUUUUUUUGACAUGCAUAAAGAUGAGGAAUGGUUUAAGAUUAAAUAUCAUCCUGAUGAUAGAGUAAUAGAAAAACAAAAGAAAACCAUGGUACUUAAGAAACGGUUAGACGUUUUUAAAGAAUUUUUAGCAAAGGGUAAAGUUGAUUUCGUUAGCGUGGAUGCAGAGAAUCCAGAUCCUCUAGUUCAUCUACUUGAUUCUGUCAUAAUAAAACUUGAAGGAGGCACAGAUUUUGAUUUAACUGUGUUGAAUCCUAUUAAGACAUCUAAAUUUCAACAGGAGUCAGAACAUGAAAAAAAACAAACGAAUAAAAAAACAAAUGUUGGUGAAAAUUCUGAUUACGAAGUGGACUAUAGUGAAAAAUAUGUGGUUGAAAAAAAUAAAAGAUACAAAGCUAAUAAAACCGAUGAAGCAAUGGAUGUAGAUGUUCAAAAACCAGUAAUCUUUAAUAUAACAUUCAAUAACGAUCAAAACAAUGACSWASAGCCAAGAGCAUUGCACUACACAAAUUCAUUAUUUUUGCAUAAUUUACCACCUACAAUAACGAAAAGUGAACUGGAAACAAUUUGUAAACAGUUUACAGGAUUUAGAAGACUACAUAUAGAUGAUCCAACACCUCAGCACCUUUGGCAUAGACAUGGUUGGGUAGUUUAUGAUGGAUAUGUAAGGAUUAAUGACAUUUUACAGAAACUUGAACAUGUUAGAUUGGAUGGCAAUAAACUGGGCGUGACUGAUAUCAAAACGGAUCUAAAAGAUCGCAUACGAUCUGUGAAUGGAAUAACAAAUCAUUUUCAAGUUGCUCGUAAUGAUAUGAAACUAUGUGUCAGUAUUAUAAACUACUUAGAUAACCGUUCAGGUUUAUGGCAGUCAAUUGAYAGCGAGGAACCGGCUAUGGAAAACACUUAUGGUAUCGUAUCACGUAAUCCUGUACUACAUAAUAUUCUAGAUUUUAUAAUUGACGAAGCGUCGGCUGAAGAAGAAGAACUUUUAGGAGAAUGUGUUCCUUUCGAAUCCGAAGUCAAUACUGAAAAACAUAUACAACUGUUAAAGGCAUUAGAUAGGAUGUUACUUUAUUUACGUAUUGUGCAUUCAAUUGAUUUUUAUGACUGUAAAGAGUAUGCAAAUGAAGAUGACAUGCCGAGCAAAUGCCAUAUUAUGCAUGCACGUGGUGCACCUACCAGCAAUCCACCUAGCGAUCAAGAAAUCGCUGAUUAUUGUCACAAUUUCCAAACAAAAAUUAACUCUUCGAUUAUGAAGACUGAUGAACUAAGUGAAAUAGAAUUGAUUGAGCUUGGAGCUAAAGAUGAAGAAGAAGAAAUCGAAAAGUUUUUAAGUUCUAAUAUGAUAAAAUUAUCAAAUUACAAAUGGCUCUGCAAUUUGUCCGGAAGAAAAUUCAAAAGACCCGAAUUAGUGCGCAAUCAUAUUAUCGAGAAUUUUCAUGAGCAACUGAACGAUGUGAAAAAACAAGUGAAAUAUUUCAAUAAUUACCUUCGUGAUCCGAAGAGACCACAACCGCUUCCUKUGUGA
This is a messenger RNA of Diuraphis noxia (Russian wheat aphid), 1809 nucleotides long. RefSeq names its product serrate RNA effector molecule homolog. Gene Ontology annotation, molecular function: nucleic acid binding. Lineage: Eukaryota; Metazoa; Arthropoda; Insecta; Hemiptera; Aphididae. Gene Ontology annotation, biological process: mRNA processing; primary miRNA processing. Gene Ontology annotation, cellular component: nuclear body. The record is from RefSeq and is a predicted model, not a curated record.